AUCAGCUAGGGGGAGGCUGUGUAGUUGCAAGCUCACCCGGUCGCUGACGCUGCUCGCUCCAUCGACUCGCGUUACACAGAUACUUCUCAACAUGGCUUUCUGAUUUUUAGCAAUGAUGUGGCUGCUGGUCUUGCUGGGGUUUUUGCCGCUUCUGGGAGCUCUGCCAGACGUAAUUAAAAUCGGUGGCCUGUUUCACCCGGCGGAUGACAAGCAAGAGGUGGCUUUCCGAUAUGCUGUGGAGAGGAUCAACGCUGACAGCACAGUCCUGCCGAGGUCUAGACUGUCUGCACAGGUGGAGAAGAUAUCUCCUCAAGACAGCUUCCAUGCUUCCAAGAGAGUGUGUCACCUUCUGCGAAGUGGAGUGGCAGCUAUAUUUGGCCCUCAGUCAGGCCAGACUGCCAGUCAUGUCCAGUCCAUCUGUGACACCAUGGAGAUACCUCACUUGGAGACUCGCUGGGACUACAGGUUGAGACGGGAAAGUUGCCUCGUCAACCUGUAUCCUCACCCCACCACACUCUCCAAGGCUUACGUAGACUUGGUGCAAGCCUGGGGAUGGAAGUCUUUCACAAUAAUCUAUGAAAACAAUGAAGGUUUGGUGAGACUGCAGGAGCUGCUGAAAGCACACGGACCUUCAGAGUUUCCGAUUGCCGUCAGACAGCUAGGAGAAGGAACUGACUACAGACCAUUGCUGAAACAGAUCAAAAACUCUGCUGAGUCACACAUUGUCCUUGAUUGCUCUACAGAGAAAAUAUACAAUGUACUGAAGCAAGCUCAGCAGAUUGGAAUGAUGAGUGACUACCACAGUUAUCUCAUCACCUCCCUGGACCUGCACAGUGUGGACUUGGAAGAGUUCAAGUACGGAGGAACCAACAUCACAGCACUGAGACUUGUGGACCCAGAGAAACCAGAUCUGCAGAAGGUGGUGAGGGACUGGACCAGUGGAGAGCAGAGACAGGGCCGCAAGAUAGACAUGGGUGCUCACCACACUGGGAAUCUCACUUUUAUAAAGACGGAGACAGCUCUGAUGUACGAUGCUGUGCACUUAUUCGCCAAGGCUCUCCACGACCUGGACAGCAGUCAGAGGAUCGACAUCAAACCUCUCAGCUGUGAUGCAGUCGACACCUGGCCCCAUGGCUACAGCCUCAUCAAUUACAUGAAAAUUGUGGAAAUGAGGGGAUUGACAGGUGUUAUAAAGUUUGAUAAUCAAGGCUUCAGGUCAAAUUUUGUACUUGACAUUGUGGAACUCACCAAGGAGGGACUGACUAAGAUCGGCACUUGGAACUCUACUGAAGGAGUGAACUUUACCAGAACUUAUGGUGAAGUGUACACUCAGAUUGUGGAGAGUUUGCAGAACAAGACUUUCAUCGUUACAACAAUUCUCAGUUCACCGUACUGCAUGAGGAAGGACUCCAGUGAGAAGCUGACAGGCAAUGCUCAGUUCGAAGGCUACAGCCUAGAUCUCAUCCAUGAGAUCUCUAAGAUUCUUGGAUUUAACUACACGUUCCGCCUGGUGCCGGACAACCGAUACGGUUCACUCAACCGAGAGACCAAGGAGUGGGACGGCAUGAUGAAGGAAUUAUUGGAUCAGCGAGCAGAUUUAGCCAUUGCAGAUCUGACAAUAACCUAUGAUAGAGAACAAGCAGUUGAUUUUACGAUGCCAUUUAUGAAUUUAGGUAUAAGCAUCUUAUACAGAAAACCGAUAAAGCAGCCACCAAACUUGUUCUCCUUCCUAUCACCGCUCUCCUUAGACGUCUGGAUAUACAUGGCCACUGCGUACCUGGGCGUUUCAGUGUUACUUUUUAUUCUGGCCAGGUUCAGCCCAUACGAAUGGGACAACCCACACCCCUGCAAUGAUCAACCCGAUGUUUUGGAAAACCAAUUCUCUCUCCUGAACUCGCUCUGGUUCACGAUCGGUUCUCUGAUGCAGCAGGGCUCCGACAUUGCGCCCAAGGCGGUGUCGACUCGGAUGGUUGCAGGAAUGUGGUGGUUCUUCACACUUAUCAUGAUCUCCUCGUACACGGCCAACCUGGCUGCUUUCCUCACAGUAGAGAGGAUGGACUCUCCCAUCGAGAGUGCGGAGGACCUGGCCAAGCAGACCAAGAUCAAAUAUGGAGCUCUGAGAGGAGGUUCUACUGCUGCAUUUUUCCGGGAUUCAAACUUCUCAACCUACCAAAGGAUGUGGUCAUUCAUGGAGUCGGCACGACCGAGCGUGUUCACAUCAUCCAACGUGGAGGGUGUGGAGAGAGUGACUAAGGGAAAGGGCAGCUACGCCUUCCUCAUGGAGUCCACCAGCAUUGAGUAUGUCAUCGAGAGGAACUGUGACUUGACGCAGGUGGGAGGUCUACUGGACUCUAAGGGCUAUGGCAUUGCAAUGCCACCAAACUCACCAUACAGAACGGCCAUCAGUGGUGCAAUCUUGAAGUUACAAGAAGAAGGAAAACUCCACAUAUUAAAAACCAGAUGGUGGAAGGAAAAACGAGGAGGUGGCUCUUGCAGGGAUGACACCUCCAAGAGCAGCAGUGCAGCCAACGAGCUCGGGUUAGCUAACGUGGGUGGAGUGUUUGUCGUCCUGAUGGGUGGGAUGGGAGUGGCCUGCGUCAUUGCUGUCUGCGAGUUUGUCUGGAAAUCACGCAAGGUGGCAGUCGAGGAACGGGUCAGUAGAAGUCAGUGGCGUAUCCUUCCAGGGGAGAGCAUGAAGUCAACUACUCAUCUUCUUCGAGCCCAGAUUUCCAACAACGGACUAUAGGCACAUGCCUAGGGGUGGAAGCUUAAAAGACCAAAGGAGUCAUCUGGUGUCAAAAGCCAGUUUUCUUUAUUGUAUAACGAAUUGUUAAAAUUUUGCAUUUUGUAUUAAACACUUGAAUCAGAACCAAAAUUUAAAACAUUUUUAGAAUCCUUUAUAUUCAAUACUGACUCUGAAUUCACUUAUAGUUGUUCAGGACGCAGAACAAAGGAUACAUGUUCUGUGCUCCUUUGGCUCAUGUAGCAUUGGUGUGAAUCAAAAUCAAAGCCUCAACAACACAGCUCGCAAGUCUCCUCUAACAGCCACAUUAUAUACUGAUUCUAAUAAGUCAAUACCUGAUAUUAUUCUGGUUCUUUAAUGGCUAUGUAUUCAAUUAUGACCUGAGGAAAAAUAGAGCAUAAUAUUACUGAAUCAGACAGUGAGCUCUGGAAUCAAAUUCAGCAACUUCUGUAUACAGUUUAUUUUAGUAAGGGAUAGUAAUAAGCAGUGGAAGUUAUUCCAUUUGGCCCUAGUAUUGAAAAAAUAUAUAUAACUUUACUAACUAUGGAUUUUUGUUACAUAACAAUAUAACUGAGUGCCUAAUUGAUGAUGAGUCAAUCAACGGAAAUGAAGUGCUAAGCAGCAAUGAAACAGUUUAGCAAUAUGCUGCUAGUCACAGACCACUGCAAUUUUCCGGCAGGCAUGGUGUGGGUCGAUCAAGGGAAGAAAUAAGGGUUGGAAGGUGCAGUACCCUUAAGCGUCUCUUGUUGUUGGCUGCCUUAUUAUAGUGUUUUGAAAAUUGUUUGUAAUUGUGUCACAUAUAGAUGUGAUCAUGAGGUUUUUUUUAUAUGAUUGACUUUUUUAUUAUUAAUUUGUAGGUCACUGACAUUGUAUCAGUAAUGGUUCCAAAACCUAAAUUUUCUAACUUGCCACUCAAAAGAAUAAUUUUAAUUUUAAUUUGACUAUUAAUAAAGAAUGGGAGUUGACACCACCACUAAGGUAUACUAUCAGGUAACUAAGGAUGGAAACAGACAUUUCCAAAACGAAUCAAAACAAAAUAUUCACAAUAAAACUCUGUGGAUUAGCAACAGAAUUAAUAAAGUUUAUUUGAUUUCAAAACACAUUGUUCAUUAAAACUGGGUUAAAAUAUGGAACCUUUCAAACAAAAUAUCCUCAGUUGUUACAUUGGAGUCAUUUUCAUAAAUAUACAAAAUGGUGGCAAUUAUUUCAACUUCUUCUAAAGCAACUGCUGAGGUUUAUUGAUAAUUUUCGAAUUUCAAGCACAACAACUUUUUGAGAAGACAACAUGACAGACAACACCAAGAAAGUUGUCAGUAGCGAAGAUGAUUAGGCACACUACUAAUUUUAAUGAGUGUGUGAUUAAUAUUGUAAAAGGCAAAUAUAAAGAAGAAUAUAUCUCAUUUUUUUUAUAAAACUACCAUCUAUUCUGUAUAAAAACUUUCUUUGCAACUUUGAACAUGAGAUUUUAGUGUAAACAUAAUUCUGCUUACUACUUUUGUGUCAUAUGACUGACAUAUUCUUUUGUCAGUAGCUACUGAUUCCCAUAACUUGUAAAAUAAUAGAAAAUGAUCACUUUAGAUAUAUUAGUGAAGCAUUUCUUUUCCAAAACAUCUUCACCAGCACUAGUUUAUAGUUUAUCACUUUGACGACUAUGCCAGUAUCUACAGAUACCAUGUUUUCUCCUGUGGACUGACAUUUUUGUACUUGUCAUCUCACACCAGAUUAUGGCUGUAGGACCUGUGAUCUGGUUACUUUCUUCUCAGGAUUGAAUGGUUUCUGAACAGUUUUAUAUUGGAAACUAAGCCCAUAGGAACUAUGUUUUAAACAUUUAUUUCAAUAUUAAACUAACUGCUUCAAAUAUCCAGCCACAGUUUUUACAGGUUCUUUGUGAUUUAGGGGAACAUUUUCUUUGGAAUCUACCAAAAAGUGUAUGUAGUGGUGGGUAACCUUUUAUUUGGAACCUUACCAGUGAUGUUAGUUGUAUGCCUCAAUGUUCUUUUUAUUAUAGCGUUAAAACAAUCUACUGAGAUUUUAGAAUUCAAUUAUAGGAUAGUUCAAUCUUUUAAUUUAAACUGUUAAAAGUACAUUUUAGAAAAUAACUACUUUUAAACCCAUUGUAAGUGCAAUAAAAAUUUAUUUUUAAAGUAAUUUUUAGCAUUGGUUAACUAAAAUUAAUCUACAAUGUUACACCUUUGAAUUUCCCUAAAAUGUUGUUAUUCUUUUUUAUGAAUAUGACAUAAAAUAUCACUUUUUGUUGUAUUACUUUAACAAAGAUAUAAAACCCUCAGUUUAUAACCAUAAAUACCUUUACCCAUAGCAGCUACAGCCAUAGUCUGUAGGGAGACAUGUGUAAAAUCUCCAGUCUACAGGAAGAAACAUGGUCAGGGAAGAUCCUUCAGGCAUAUUAUACAGAGAGACACACACACACCCCAAAAACUCUAGCCUUGAAAGUUCAGUAUUAAAGAUCCACAACAACAGUGAUUACAAGUCUUAUUGAGUGCAUGAAAGAUAAUUUAGAAGAAGGAAAUAUGACCACAAUAUUAUUCAUGAAUUUUGGCAUACCAUAUAAUAUCCCAGAGCAUGAAAAAUUAUUUUUUCAUAGGCAAGAAUGAAUUUAACAAUGGUAAAUGUCUCUCAAUGAGAUAUUCUUCACCUGGUCAGGAUGCAAUGAAGAAUACGUUCAUGGGGAGCAGUGAUUUCCUUUGGCAUGAUUGCAUGGCAACUUUUAGUGCUUUUUGGCAGUAGUUAGAUGAUAGAUGUUUGGACAAUAGGAUAUCCCUCGAGGAUGCUAUUGAGAAAACAUACAUGAGGUUGAAACUAAGUGAAUUAUUCACACAAUAUGUGGUCUUGUGUACUCUGAACUUGUAUACUGUUCACCAGUAACCUGCCUAGUGCCUAAUCUUCUCUGUUGGUAUGUCUUUACCACGGUGUAUGCUAAUGACACUGCUUUGGUGAUGCAGAAAAGAAGUCUACCAAUCCAGGCUGUGAAAGAUCAUUACUCUAAAAUUAACCAAACAAUAAUGCUAUCAUAAUAAUAUGGAUCCAAAUGUAAGCAAAACAAAGCAAGUUCUGUUUGGUACAUCCAAGAAUGAAACUUUGGUACUGCCUUAAGGUCCUGUAUGUACUCAAAAGCGUAAGAGCUUUCACUGGUCAAGCAAUAGAAAGUAACUUAUUUCUCACUCUUUGAGUCUCAUAAUUACAAGAUAUGGACUGGUGGUAUGUGGAGGAUCACCUGCUGGAAAUUUGAACAGAGUUAUAAUUCUGCAGAGAAGAAACUAGAAAAGUGCUGGGAAUACUAGAACCUGCAGAAACAUGUAGAGACACAUUGGUUAUAUUUCCAAUCACUGUUCACUUUAUAGUAAUCUCAGCUCUGAACAAUUCCACUAAAUUCAUAAUCACAACACCAGAAAUACUACAAAAAUAUUAACCUUUCACGUCACAAAUUGGUACUGUUUGAAGAUAAAGCCUUCUUACACAUGAGCAGUUUUAUAACUUUCUCUCAAGAUGAUUUAAAGAAGAGGUGAUACAGUUGACUCUGUAGAAUCAUCUCACAACUUGGAUAGUUGAAAAGACCUAAACUCUUGAAGAAUUUAUCAAAUGGAAUAUGCAUUAGCAAAUAAGUAUAUUCUGUAUGAAACUCAAAAUUCAUGAAUAAAGCCUGCUUUUAUGUGUUACAAGUAUGUAUGGGAGUUGUUGAUAAAAUAAACAUAUUGUCCUACUUUGUAAUGAACCUUUUUUCAAUACAUCGUAAAGCCUCUGGCGAGAAAUGGGAGUAUAGCCUCCCUCUUUGACUAUUCUUACACUAGAUAAAUUAGCUCCUUGUAAUAAUAAUUAAAUAUACAUAAUUAUAAGGUGUACAUGUUACCGUCUUGACAAAAUAGUUAAUAUUGUUCUUCAAACAUUUUUAAUAUUAAGCCAUUUAAAUUAAGAGAAAGUUACGGAAAUAAUUAGUUUUUUUAUGAACAAAACAUACUUUUUGCUUCUCAAUAAUAUUUAUCUAAUUAUAAUAGAUAAUACUUUAUAGUUGUAUUGUUAAUAUUAGGAUAUUUAUUUAUAUAGAAUUGAAUUUGGGUAGUUUGUUUGAAGUAAUUUACAAAGAGUAGUUUUUAUUAGUAGAAUUUUGAUAAAUAAAAAAGAUACCAUCAAGAGUUGGAAAUGAUAUUUCACUUGCUGUGAAGUAAUUCAUAUAUUCAAUACUGAAUUGAUAUAUGUAUUAAAUAGGUAUGAAAUUAUACUAAAAAAUUUUUGCUUGCUUUGCAAUUCGAUGAUGAGCAUACUGAUUGCACAGGAAAACAUACUAGGAUAAGUGAAAGUUGUUCCAGAAGAAAGGUUCACUUCUGGCUAGUUUAUACCUUUCAAUUAAAUCUGCACUGGGUACAAAAAUCAAUGUGUCACUUAAAUCUGAGCAACCCUAUGGAUGCCCAAAUACGGCAUCACUAACUGUAAAUGUCGAGAUAUUGGGGUGUGAGAGUGAGUCAGUAGGUCUAGUCAACUGUGGAGGAUGACUGAUAAAGGCUCCUGUUAGCUCCCAGUUACAGGCUUGCUAGCCUGGACAUGAGCCUACCCGCUUUUACUGAAAAGGCUGAACCAGAGCUGACCUCCCCUUCACCCAAGAUGGUAUGACUGAGAUAUAUUGCUUGCCAUACCUCUUCAUAGGAUCUCGACAGGAGGCGGUCUCUACCCCAAACCUUACCAUCAUGAAUGUUCUAUCACUCCUGAAGCAAGCACACAGGUCAUUUUAGAACCAUGAGCAAUGAGAGUUUUUCCAGCUUUUUUUUGUCCUUGGUGAACAAAAGAAAGCAAAAGUUGGAAAAUAUCAUUCUAUCUAAGAGUGAAAAAUAUAGAUAUAAUUUCACGAAAACAAUUUUUUCUUUAACUUUGUGAACUCUUUAAUACUUUUCCUAACGCAUAAAAUUUUUAAAAGAUAUUAAAUAAAUGUCAUUUAAUGUCUAAAGAAUAUGUUAAAAUUUUUCUAAUGUUAUGUAAGAAGGCAACCUAAAGUUUGA
This is a messenger RNA of Homalodisca vitripennis (glassy-winged sharpshooter), 7749 nucleotides long. RefSeq names its product glutamate receptor ionotropic, kainate 2 (gene KaiR1D). The transcript is spliced from 20 exons. The coding region runs from base 113 to 2746 and encodes 877 amino acids. Gene Ontology annotation, cellular component: postsynaptic membrane; plasma membrane. The record is from RefSeq and is a predicted model, not a curated record. NCBI's taxonomy places the organism in Eukaryota, Metazoa, Arthropoda, Insecta, Hemiptera, Cicadellidae. Gene Ontology annotation, biological process: monoatomic ion transport; synaptic transmission, glutamatergic; modulation of chemical synaptic transmission. Gene Ontology annotation, molecular function: glutamate-gated receptor activity; transmitter-gated monoatomic ion channel activity involved in regulation of postsynaptic membrane potential.